Hydractinia symbiolongicarpus is the source of this 2974-nucleotide messenger RNA. RefSeq lists its product as uncharacterized. The transcript has 15 exons. Gene Ontology annotation, molecular function: calcium-activated cation channel activity. The record is from RefSeq and is a predicted model, not a curated record. Gene Ontology annotation, cellular component: plasma membrane. The coding region runs from base 181 to 2391 and encodes 736 amino acids. Lineage: Eukaryota; Metazoa; Cnidaria; Hydrozoa; Anthoathecata; Hydractiniidae.
CGUAGUCAAAGAUCCUUCUUUUAAAAUGGCACAUUUUGUUGCAGUUUAUGAAUUCAUCCGGUCAUCAUUUCUGCAGUUCAAAUGCAAGUGCUAGUGUGCUAAAGCUGAAGCUAUUAGAUCAAGCAUGAUUAAAUAAUUUUAAAAAAAUCUAAUUUUGAUUUUGGUGUUUUGGUGUCAAAGAUGUCGGGAAAACUAAAUGCUACAAAGUCAUCUGUGUCUUACAUAGACUUGAAUAAGCCAGCACAAACAUUUAAAUUUGUUAUGGGAUUGUGUGCUAUAAUAUUUGUUGCAGCAGUGGCAUUUUUUUCUAUCUUGCGGUUGAAAUUUCGACAAAUUUAUGCUCCAAGAUUGCUUCUUAUUGAAAACAAAAUAUUUACAAUUGGUGCUCAUAGCAAAUCAUACUUUGCUUGGAUUACUCUUGCAUUUACAGUAACAGAUGAAGAUAUCUAUGCCUUUGCUGGCAUUGAUGCUUUAGUCUUUUUACGUUUUCUUCGUCUUGUUUUGAAGUUGGCACUAUUAACAUUACCGUAUGGAAUGAUCGUUCUUUUACCUAUCAAUAUUUAUGGAAAGAAUAAGCUAAGUGACGGCUUGGACAAAUUAAGCAUGUCAAAUGUAUCUCAACAUUCAUAUACUAUAUGGUUCCAUUGGUUUGCUGUGUGGCUAUAUUCACUUAUUGUGUAUUACCUGACUUAUAAGGAAUGGCAUGUAUAUAUCAGAUUCCGUCAGAGAUAUCUUAAAAAGGGUACUGGAAGUCAAUUUGCUAUUCUUGUAAAGAAUAUACCAUCUGAGUUAACAGAUGACAGCACGUUAAAAGCCACUUUAGACAACCUGUUUCCAAACAAGAUAUUUGGAGUCCACGUUAUCAAAAACUUGAAGAAUUGGGAUCAAUUAAUUGAAAAACAUGAUAUAUAUGUUCGUAAAUGGGAAGGGGCGAAGCUGUAUUUUGAAACUGAAAACAAACGACUCAUGAAGCGUAAAUAUAUAUGCGGGCCACAAUAUGAUGCACUGCAAAAAUACGAGAACGAAUUAGAGUUAAUACAGGAGGAGUUAAUUCGAGAAAAACACGCAAGUCAUAAAUCUUCACAAUGUGCCUUUGUAUUUUUUAAAUCGUUAAAAUCUAGAACUGCAGCACUGCAAAGUAUAUGGAGCAAAGACCCUCUUCUUUACAAUGUUUCUUUGGCUCCUGAUCCUGAAGAAGUAGUUUGGCAUAACAUUGCCUACCCGUAUUACUUAAGGAACACGCGAAUUUUUAUUGGUUUUGUGGUUGUCUUUUUUUUGGUCAUCUUUUGGGCUGUUCCCAUCUCCUUCAUAUCGUCACUAUCUCAUUUCGAGACUGUUGCAAAAGAAUUCAAAUGGUUAGAUAAAAUUGCAUCUGGCUUGUCCAACAUUGUGAUCAGCUUUAUAGAAGGUGUUCUUCCGGUGGCAUUAUUAGCAGCCUUCUACCUGCUUUUGCCUUACAUUCUAUUUUUUAUUGCGCGAUUUCAAGGGAGAACAUCCAAAAGUAACAUGUCUAUGAUGGUGUUCAAAUGUCUUUACGUGUUCCAGACGUUUAAUACAUUUUUCAUCUACAUUAUUUCUGGAUCGGUUAUGAAGUACCUUAGUAAUAUACUAGACCAUCCUACUCAGAUUCCACAAUUGCUUGCAAAAUCGCUACCAUCUCAGGCUGGAUUCUUUAUCAACUACCUAUCCCUCUCUUCGUUUGUGGGCUUGGCGGUUGAAGUAACAAGAUUAGUCCCGCUUAUUCUAACUGCCAUCAAAUUGAAAUGGAUAGCAAAAACACAACGGGAACGUUUGGAUGCAUGGAGACCAAAGCGUGCAGAAUAUGAAGUUAUGUAUUCGCAAGCACUGUUAUUUUUCUUGAUUGGUAUAUCCUACUCAAUUUUGUCUCCCAUCAUCAUUCCGUUCUUCGUUAUAUACUACGCAUGCGCGUACACAGUAUGGGUAUAUCAACUUUUACAUGUGUAUAUACCUGAAUAUGAACACGGUGGAAAGUUUUGGCCGGAAGUCUUUUACAGAAUACUCUUCUGCAUGGUUGUUUUUCAGCUGCUGAUGAUUGGUGUAUUUUUACUAAAAGGAAUGUGGUAUUGUGCAAUUUUUGUUUCGCCCGUGGUUUUACUAACCAUCACAUAUUGGUGGUUCGUUAACCAUAAAUUCGUACCUUGUGGUGAGUACCUAGCUUUAAGUGAAGCUGGCGACACUAAAUAUGCAGAAAAGAAAUUUCUAGAGGACGUUCGCAAAAGGUACAUACGUGAUUUGCUCGUGCCAGAAGUAUUUGAGGUCACUUCUGACAGACUUACUGAUAUAGAUGAUUACAUCCCAAUCACUUCAAUGAACGACACAGACGAAGAUGCACAAGAAAUGAGAGAAAAUGGACGAUUGCUUGGUAGAUAAUGAACCUCUACUGCCUGCGUUGUAAAAAUAUUUGUUGUUGGUAAAUUUGGGUUGUGUUAACUGAAGCAUGUAUUUCUAUUCACAAAGCACUAACUUUUCAAAGUAGAUGUCUUGGAGAAUUGUUAAAUAGACAACUUUUCGGGUUUUGUUUUGUUUUGUUUUUUUUGGAAAUUUAACGAAAUUCGCAAAAAUUGCUGUCCGUAUGGUACAGUUUUUGUGUUUUGAAAAAUAUUUCAUAUCACCAGAAUAGAUCUUUGAAAGUAGUUAUUUUGGGGGAAAUCACCAUUCUAAAAACUGUUGCGCCCAAGGAAAAUAUUGUGCAACUGAAAUUUUUGCUUAUAACAACAUUCACCGUGAUAUUAUUUUCCUUGAAGUCCUUGUAAAUUAUAUUUGAAUACAAUUUCGCUCUAACUGCAAAACCCAGUGAAUAAAGACAAGCGGGUUGUGUAAUUCGCGAAUGUUUUUGUUGUUAAAGUUUGUUUGUUUCUCGAUUGUGAGUGUAAAUUCUUAAUUGUAUAGACGCACUAUUUUUAUUUUUGUAGACUUUAUUUGGAAAAUAUAUUGCCGUUAUUCUAUGUCUAAA